AUGAGUGCUGCCGAGCUAUCGUCAGUGUCAAAAUGGAUUAAUGAUGAUGUUCGCCCCGUCGAGAAGGAAAGGCGAACAUGGACACUCAGAUCCUAUCAUGAUUUUUGGCUUGUCAUCAACUGCAAUACAACGACCUUCAUCACCGGAAGUGCCCUCAUUCCACUGGGCCUUUCUUGGUGGCAAGCCGUCAUCUGCAUCGUCGUUGGCAAUUUGAUCGCUUUGGCUGCAGUUCUUGCCAAUUCCAUAGCAGGAUCUCGAUAUCACAUUGGGUUUCCCGUCAUCAGUAGAUCGAUCUGGGGUAUGUGGGGUUCCCAGUUCACCAUUUGGAACCGUAUAUUCCUUUCAAUAGGCGGACAGUGCUUUCAUCUGAUUGUCCUGGCAUUGGACCCCAAAGUCGAUCAACACGUGCACAAUACCAUGCCGACCGGUUCUCAUUUGACGACAGCACGCUUCAUGUCCUAUGUAAUUUUCUUCGUCAUCAGUCUCCCGUUCAUUUGGAUUCGGCCACACCGACUGCAGUGGUUUUUGAACAGCACAUCCCUCGUCGCGCUCGUCUUCUACAUUACACUUUUGAUCUGGGCCCUGUCGACAAUGGGACCGAGUGGAUUCGGAAGUACAAUCACAGAAGACAAGCCAAAUCCUCCUAGCGGCCCCAACAGCACUGCGUGGGUCAUGGUUUCUGGCAUUGUUGCAACUGUCGGUUCGAUAGCAGCCGGAAUCCUCAACCAAAACGAUUACACACGUCUGGCUCGCUCAUCUCGAGACGCAAAAUGGGGCCAGGUUAUUGCGUACCCAAUCUAUAGUAUUGGCACUUCCAUCGUUGGCAUCUUGGUCGUAGCCGCCACGCAGGAUCGCCUCGGCAAGGAGCACUGGUAUCUUCCGGGACUUCUGGCGCGUCUUGUCCGCAAGAAUCCUACGCCGGCAGCUCGCGCUGGCGUCUUCUUUUCGGGACUGGCUUUGACAUUUUCCCAGCUGGGAAGCAAUGUACUCGGCAAUGCGUUGGCAGGUGGUAUUGAUCUGGCGGCCGUCUUUCCGCGAUAUCUCAAUAUUCGCCGAGGUGCUUACAUCACUGCGAUACUGAGUCCAAUUGUGAAUCCAUGGCGAAUGGUAGACACGGCGACAGUCUUCAUCUCAGUCAUGUCGGGCUAUGGCGUUUUUCUGGCGCCCAUGACAGGCAUGAUGGUGGCGAGCUAUUAUGUGGUGCACCGGCAGAAAUUGGAUGUCGACGACCUGUUCCGGGGCAACUCGUCAAGCAAGUACUGGUAUAGCAGAGGCAUCAACUGGAGAGCACCCGUAUCCUGGGCUAUCGGCGUAGGCCCGUGUGUGCCAGGAUUUGUGACCUCAGUCAAUAGCUCGGUCAAUGUGCCGGACAGCAUUCGAGAGCUGUACAUGACAAACUAUCUGUAUGGAUUUUUUUCGAGCGCUCUUGUAUUCGUGGCGCUACAUGCUAUUUUCCCGGUGCGCGUCGUCGAUGAGUUUGUCAAGAACGAAAUGUCAGCUGCAGAACUGCAACAGUACUACAGCGACCGGUGGGAUGUAAGCUUGGCGGAAUCGGAGCGGAUAGUGGCGAACUUUAUUCAGGAAGAGGACAAGAAUGAAGAACGCCGAACUGUCGGUCGUCAAACGGAGACGGGAUCUGAAGCAGAAACCAAAGAGAUGCGAAGACGGGUGGCUUAUGCAGAAGUUUAG
Messenger RNA from Beauveria bassiana ARSEF 2860, 1689 nucleotides. Its product is annotated as NCS1 nucleoside transporter family protein. Gene Ontology annotation, biological process: nucleobase transport; transmembrane transport. Gene Ontology annotation, cellular component: plasma membrane. The record is from RefSeq and is a predicted model, not a curated record. Gene Ontology annotation, molecular function: nucleobase transmembrane transporter activity. The transcript is spliced from 7 exons. The coding region runs from base 1 to 1689 and encodes 562 amino acids. NCBI's taxonomy places the organism in Eukaryota, Fungi, Ascomycota, Sordariomycetes, Hypocreales, Cordycipitaceae.